Prorocentrum cordatum is the source of this 3146-nucleotide messenger RNA. NCBI's taxonomy places the organism in Eukaryota, Dinophyceae, Prorocentrales, Prorocentraceae. The record is from the annotation of a GenBank genome assembly.
GCGAGCGGAUGAUCCGUGAAGGGGCCUCGGCGGUGCACACCGAUGUCGUCGAGCUUUGGACCUACCUCAGCAUCAUGGCCGUCAAUUAUUUGUACUGCGGGCAUUUCCCUCGCGACCAAUGGCGCGCAAGCCCGCAACUGCACGCCGGUCAGCGCGCCGCAAUAACCCAGAUUCAGAAGUCGGUCGAGUGGUUUGUCGCCGGUUACCCGCAGGACGUAGCAGCUCCGGACUGGGGCGCGCAGCUUUCGAGACAGAAGGCUAGCUACGAUUUGCACGAAGAUUCUGCGGCCCUCCCGGUGAAGCUGGCGGAGAUCCUGCCAGAGGCGAAGCAAGUUGCCACUCGCGACGUCUCGGACUUCUGUGACGGCGAGAUGCGGGCCUGGUUGUCCGACCCGCUCAGGGUCAUGCUUCCUCCAUCGGAGUGGCCAGAAGCAGCACCACGUGCGCGUGCUAACGUGGCUCGCCGGGAGGAUUACUACGACCUCGCGGCGCACCUCUACACCGUGGGGGUUUUGACCACCAUUGAGCCAGAUCAGAUUUUCUCUUACAAGGAGAGAAAGGUCACAGCAGAAAUCUUUGAGAUCGGGAAGUCGGGUGCCAAGCCAGCCGGCGUAGAGCGAUUGGGACGCCUCAUCGUGAACUUGGUGCCUACGAGUGCGUUCUUUCGGACCUUGUAUGGCGACAUCGACACUUUGCUGGCCAGCCCCAUGUGGGCGAAAGUAUCGCUCCAGCCGGGGCAGGGCCUCUUGUGGACCUCACGCGAUCAGCAGGGCGCAUUCUACGUGUGGCGAUUGCCGUCGGUUUGGCAUAAGUUCCUUGCCUGGGCUUGGCCUGUGCCCGGGCGCCGCCUCGGGCUCGAGGUCGAGUGGGCGUGGCUCGCCAUGGCCGUCCUCCCCAUGCGGUGGCUGUACUCCGUCACCGUCUUCCAGCGAAUUCACCGCCGUCUCGCUCUUGGCUGGGCGCGUGACCCGCUGCGGGGCUCAGGUUCCACUCAGCCUCCGGGGUGGGCGGAAUGGCGGAAGGACCGCGACAUGCCUAUCCACCUGGCCGGCGGCCUGCCGAGCGAAGAGGCGGUCACCAGGUGCAGGCCCGCCCUGGGAUGGUGGCAGGCCUACAUCGACAAUUUCGACCUCGCCGAGUUCGUGGAGCUCUGCCGGGCGGAUGCUUUCGUCGGCUCUGACGCCGCCGACGCGCUGCACAUGGACCAGUGGACCAGGUCUAUGCGGCGAACGGUCUCGCGGAUGGGGGCGCGGGACGAUCAGCGAGUCGGUCGCAUCUCCAAUGCGCCGCCCCGCGGCUUGCUGCCGCUGGGCCUCCUCUCGCACUGCCUUGGACUUGGGGAGCUGCCGCCCCAUGCGCUCCCGGUCCUGCUUGGGAAGUUCGUCCGGGAAAUGGAGUUCCGCAGGCCGUUGUAUGCAGUCUUCCAUUGCGUGUGGGCCAAUGCCAAUGUCAACACGCAGUACCUGAACAUGGGCAUGGUUAGCGAGCUGUUGCACGCGGCAGCUUCGCUGGCACUCUGCUCGACGGACCUUCGAGCCAGGAUCGAAGGCCUCCCUCUCUGUUCAGAUGCCAGCGAGACUGGCGGUGGCUGGUGUCAGGCAGUUGGUCUUGCGGAGCACGCCAGCGACUUCUUAAAGUGGGCCUAUGCGACGGGAUUGCUGGCCUGCCUGUCGCGGUUCAUCGCCUUGGGGCCUGAUUGGCUGGGCACCUCAGCUCCGAAGCUGACCCUGCAGAUUGGCGUGUUGUCCGGAUUCGCUGGCCUGGAGCGGUCGAUUUGGGGGGGCGCCCCUGAGGUCGAUCAGCGCACGGUGUGCGCCGUGGCAGGAGCUUGCGGGGACACCGCCAAUAUCGUCAUCAUUGGGGUUGGAGCUUCGUCGCAGGAUCUGUCCGACGUCGCGCGGAGAGCCCUCAUCGUCAUCGCGAUGUCCCAGAAGGCCUUCACCGUGCUGGUGGCUCGGUUUGUCGAGAACGUCGCUUCUAUGACGCCCGAGGCCCGGAACAUGUUCACAGAGUGCUUGAAGGUGAAGCCAGUGUUCAUGUGCGCGUCGUUGUUCGGGGACGUAUCUCGCCCUCGACUCUUCUGGUGUUCCUGGCAGCUUCAAACGCUUCCAGGUGCCGUCGUAGUCGAGACGACCGAAUAUUUCAAGGUCGAAGCCAUUGGAGCGCAUGCUCUGGAGCCUUCGUGCUGGCUCUCACGGGGUGCUCGCAGAGCUUCGUCGGCCAAGCCUCUGCCCACAUUCUGCCGUAGGAUUCCGAGGAGCACCCCGCGCAAGCCCAGGGGCCUUGACAGCACCUCCGACGACGGCAAGGUCCGCUGGGCCGAGGACAGGUACGCGUACCCGCCUUACCGGUAUAGUGUAGAGAACAUGAUCCAGGAGGGCCCCGACCGCAUGCUGCGGCCGCCCAACUCGGAGGAAAGGGAGGCAUUGCUCGGCUUCCCAGCGCACUACACUUCUGUAGCCAUCAAGAGCGGCUCAAGCGAGUCCGAGGACGUGCGUUGCUCUCACUUGAGCAAUUCCUUCCACUGCGGCGUGGUCGCCCGGCUGGUCCAGCACGCCCUCCUGGCCGGCCGCGUCCUGCAGGAGCCGGCAGACAUUGGAGAGCUUACCAGGGUGUUCAAGGUCAGGAGGUUCGACCAGGUGAAGGUCCGGCUGGUGCGCGAAACUGCCGUGGACUCGCCAGCCGCCCGCGCACUCAUUGGGUUAUACCUUGCAGCAGCGGAGCGCGGCGGGUCCGACGUGAGGCUGGAUUUGGGCUCGCCGCUUCGGCCGCGGGCCUGGCCGCGCGCCGCCAUCAGCCCAGCUUUGUGUCGCUGGCGGCUAGGGCGCUGCUUCCGGUGGGCCUCGAAGGGCAAUUCUCACAUCAACGCGUUGGAGUUGCGCGCUGCCCUGGCCGCGGUGCGUUGGAAAACCCAGAGCACAGACUUCACCAAGGUGCGCUUCCUCAUUUUGGUGGAUUCGCAGGGGGGUGCUGCUUUUCUUACGCGGUGCAGGUCGGGCUCAUCGAAGCUGAAGCAGCACGCAAAGCAGUGGUCGGCCCUUUGCUCGGCUCGCGGGCUGCACCCAGCGGUGGCCCACGCGCGCACCGACCUCAAUCCAGCCGACAAGCCUUCUCGAGCUUUUGCCCGCGAAGAUAGGAUAGGAUAG